Molecule: messenger RNA, 3375 nt
Organism: Corylus avellana
Lineage: Eukaryota; Viridiplantae; Streptophyta; Magnoliopsida; Fagales; Betulaceae
Product: cellulose synthase-like protein D4
Biological process (GO): cellulose biosynthetic process
Cellular component (GO): membrane
Molecular function (GO): cellulose synthase (UDP-forming) activity
Source: RefSeq, a predicted model, not a curated record
AUGGCAUCCCUCUCCGGCCAACCAUCAAAGAAGAGCAUGCGCACCUCGAGAGGCUCCGAUGGUUCUCUGCCAGGCAGCCGUAACUCCGGCGGCCAAACCGUUAAAUUUGCGAGGCGAACAUCAAGCGGACGAUAUGUUAGUCUGUCCAGAGAAGACCUGGACAUGUCGGGUGAGUUGUCGGGGGAUUACAUGAACUACACGGUGCACAUGCCGCCGACGCCGGACAAUCAGCCGAUGGACACGUCCGUGGCUGCCAAGGCGGAAGAGCAAUACGUUUCGAAUUCUCUUUUCACCGGGGGAUUCAACAGCGUGACACGUGCACAUCUCAUGGACAAGGUGAUCGAGUCGGAGGUGAGUCAUCCUCAGAUGGCUGGAGCCAAGGGCUCUGCAUGUUCCAUGCCUGCUUGCGAUGGAAAGGUCAUGAAGGAUGAAAGGGGAGCUGACGUCAUCCCUUGUGAUUGUAGGUUCAAAAUUUGUAGAGAUUGCUACAUGGAUGCACAAAAAGGAAGUGGUCUAUGCCCAGGAUGCAAGGAGGUAUACAAAAUGGAAGAUUUUGAGGACGAGUCUCAAGAUUUUUCAAAAGGAACGCUGCAAUUGCCAGCCCCAGACGGCUCAAAAAGGGAUCCCAAAAACAUGUCUAUGAUGAAGAGGAACCAAACCGGAGAAUUUGAUCACAACAGGUGGUUGUUUGAGACAAAAGGUACCUACGGCGUUGGAAAUGCCUUUUGGCCCCAGGAUGAUGUCUUUGAAGAAGAAGAUGAUGAGGGGUUCAAGGGGGGCAUGUUGGACCCAAAGGAUAAGCCUUGGAAGCCCCUUAGUCGAAAAAUUCCAAUUGCCGCUGCCAUCAUCAGCCCUUACAGGUUGCUGAUACUUGUUCGGCUUGUGGUGCUGUGUUUCUUCUUGCAAUGGAGACUGACACAUCCAAACGAAGACGCCGUCUGGUUGUGGCUGAUGUCGGUUGUGUGCGAGACAUGGUUCGCCUUCUCAUGGCUUCUCGACCAAAUUCCUAAGCUCUGCCCCAUCAACCGUUCUACAGAUCUUCAAGUUCUCCACGACAAGUUUGACAUGCCGUCGCCGUCCAAUCCCACCGGCCGCUCCGAUCUUCCCGGCGUUGACUUAUUUGUGUCCACGGCUGACCCAGAGAAAGAGCCGCCUCUUGUCACUGCCUGCACCAUCCUUUCAAUCCUAUCCGUCGAUUACCCUGUGGAAAAGAUUGCUUGCUACGUUUCUGACGACGGAGGCGCCCUCCUUACCUUCGAGGCAAUGGCGGAGGCGGCAAGCUUCGCUGAUUUGUGGGUUCCGUUCUGUCGGAAACAUGAUAUUGAGCCGAGGAAUCCUGAGACUUACUUCACCUUGAAAGUCGACCCAACAAAAAACAAAAGUAGGUUGGAUUUUGUGAAGGAUAGGCGGAGGGUGAAGAGAGAGUUCGACGAGUUUAAGGUGAGGAUAAAUGGGCUUCCAGACUCGAUUAGGAGGAGAUCGGAAGCUUUCAAUGCGAGGGAGGAAAUGAAGAUGUUGAAGCACAUGAGGGAGAGCGGCGCUGACCCUUCGGAGCCCAUGAAGGUCCAAAAGGCCACGUGGAUGGCUGAUGGGACCCACUGGCCUGGUACUUGGACUGUCUCUUCUAGUGAACAUGCCAAAGGUGAUCAUGCCGGAAUUCUUCAGGUGAUGUUAAAGCCCCCUAGCAAUGAUCCGCUAAUAGGAGGCACAGACGAAAAGAUCAUAGACUUCUCUGACGUCGACAUACGCCUCCCCAUGUUUGUAUACGUGUCACGUGAGAAACGGCCCGGCUAUGAUCAUAACAAGAAAGCUGGCGCCAUGAAUGCACUGGUGCGAGCUUCGGCCAUCCUUUCUAAUGGCCCAUUCAUUCUCAACCUCGACUGCGACCACUACAUCUACAACUGCAAAGCUGUCCGUGAAGGAAUGUGCUUCAUGAUGGACCGCGGAGGCGAGAACAUUUGCUACAUUCAAUUCCCACAGAGAUUUGAAGGCAUUGAUCCCUCCGACCGCUACGCCAACAACAACACCGUGUUCUUCGACGGAAACAUGCGUGCCCUUGACGGUGUGCAGGGUCCGGUUUAUGUUGGAACUGGGUGCAUGUUUAGGCGGUUUGCUUUGUACGGUUUCGACCCGCCGGAGGUGAAAGAAAAUCCUCAGAAAACUGACUCUGAGAUGCAAACAUUAAAUGCCAGCGACUUUGAUCCUGAUCUUGACGUGAAUAGGCUGCCAAAGCGGUUUGGAAAUUCCACAAUGUUGUCGGAGUCGAUACCGAUAGCUGAGUUCCAAGGCCGCCCCCUUGCUGAUCAUUCUGCUAUCAAGUAUGGACGACCUCCUGGUGUUCUCCGGGUCCCACGAGACCCUCUCGAUGCCACAAGCGUUGCCGAGGCUGUAUCCGUCAUUUCUUGCUGGUACGAGGAUAAGACGGAAUGGGGUGACCGAGUGGGAUGGAUUUACGGUUCGGUGACGGAAGAUGUGGUGACAGGCUAUCGAAUGCACAAUCGUGGGUGGCACUCGGUCUACUGCAUCACCAAGCGUGACGCAUUUCGAGGAUCAGCUCCAAUCAACCUCACCGACAGACUCCACCAAGUGCUCCGAUGGGCCACCGGCUCCGUCGAGAUUUUCUUCUCUCGAAACAACCCCUUGCUGGGUUCCCGCCGCCUCAAGUUUCUCCAACGCAUGGCUUACCUUAACGUCGGCAUAUAUCCCUUCACCUCCAUAUUCCUCAUCGUCUACUGCUUCCUUCCGGCGCUCUCGCUCAUCUCAGGCCACUUCAUCGUGCAAACGCUCAGCGUAGCCUUCUUGAUCUACCUCCUAACCAUAACAAUAUGCCUCAUCGCGCUCGCCAUCCUGGAGGUAAAAUGGUCCGGCAUUUCGCUGGAGGAGUGGUGGAGAAACGAACAAUUUUGGCUCAUUUCCGGAACCAGCGCGCACUUGGCGGCCGUCGUCCAAGGACUACUCAAAGUCAUUGCAGGGAUUGAGAUAUCCUUCACGUUGACUUCAAAGUCAGGGGGAGAGGACAUAGACGACAUUUUCGCAGACUUGUACCUCGUGAAGUGGUCGUCGUUGAUGAUUCCGCCGAUCGUCAUUGCAAUGGUGAAUAUAAUCGCCAUUGCCAUUGCAUUCUCGAGGACUAUUUACAGCACGGUCCCUCAGUGGAGCAAGUUCGUCGGAGGUGCGUUUUUCAGCUUCUGGGUGUUGGCUCAUUUGUAUCCUUUCGCCAAAGGGUUGAUGGGGAGGAGAGGGAAGACGCCGACGAUCGUGUUUGUUUGGUCGGGUCUCAUCGCAAUCACGCUUUCCUUGCUCUGGAUCGCCAUUAGCCCCCCUAAGGCAUCCACGGCAGAUGCUAGUGGAGGAGGGUUUCAGUUCCCUUGAACA